Molecule: messenger RNA, 3055 nt
Organism: Drosophila eugracilis
Lineage: Eukaryota; Metazoa; Arthropoda; Insecta; Diptera; Drosophilidae
Gene: Keap1
Product: kelch-like ECH-associated protein 1B
Exons: 6
Coding region: 478-2814 (778 amino acids)
Molecular function (GO): protein binding
Source: RefSeq, a predicted model, not a curated record
AAGGUACCGAUUUGUGAACAUCAUCGUUAUAGGCCAAAAAACGCUCGUAAGCCGUUCGUUCAUUCAUGGUAUAACUUUUUAUCGCCACAACAAGGAGUAUUCACCUGUAGACAAGGGUCCAAAAGAACCGAGUCACAUGUAAGCAUGAUAGCGCUCUUUGUAACGCUCUCAGCCAUCCGAGAGAUAAGUCUCUGUGGGCUUUCGAUUCCAAUUCCGAUUCCCGAUGGUUAGAGCAGAGACCAUAGCAGUCAGUUGACGGGCUCUCUCCACGGCGCACGCAUGAUCGCCGGAGCGGAUUUGCGGAGCAGCAGAUGAUCGAUCGUGCGUUUCAUUUUCAAACUGUCUUUAACCGCGAAUUUCGAAUAUCUCGAGUGGAGUGCGUGCAUAUAAAUUAUUGAUUAAAACAAAAACUAUCUUUUGUGAAUUGAAAAAAAAAACGUUUCAAGGAUCUUCCUAAAGAUCCUGACUUGUGCUAAAAUGCAAACUGAAAUGCAUAGUCCUAUGCAAUAUGAGAAUAACAUCUCCGACAUCCCCAACCAUAAGAUAUACUCCCGCCUACCAGAGGAGGCUGAGAUGAACAACACUUCGGAAAGUUGUUCUAUCUCGUCGAAUUGUGGCGGUCGGUUUGGAUCGGUGCACUCGACCUUAGAUGAUCACGAUGCCACGGAUGACGACAUGACAUUCUGUAUGUCAAACUAUGCCAAGGAGGCAUUGAAGAUGAUGUACAUGAUGAGAUCGCAUGGCAUGCUGACGGACGUGGUACUUGAAGUAAAGAAGGAACUUUUUCCCGCCCACAAGGUGGUCCUGUCCGCGGCUUCGCCAUAUUUCAAGGCCAUGUUUACGGGCGGACUGAAGGAGUCGGAGAUGUCGCGCGUUCAGCUCCAGGGGGUCUGUCCAACGGCUAUGUCCCGCAUCCUUUACUUCAUGUACACAGGCCAAAUUCGAGUGACUGAGGUGACGGUGUGCCAACUCCUGCCAGCGGCUACCAUGUUCCAAGUGCCAAACGUAAUCGACGCCUGCUGUGCCUUUCUUGAGCGCCAAUUGGACCCCACAAAUGCCAUUGGCAUAGCCCACUUUGCGGAGCAACACGGCUGUGUCGAGUUGCAGAAGAAAGCCAAUGUUUUUAUAGAGCGGAAUUUCACACAGGUGUGCCAAGAGGAGGAGUUCCUCCAGCUUUCGGCUUACCAGUUGAUAGCCUUAAUCCGAAGGGACGAACUGAAUGUACAGGAGGAGCGAGAGGUCUACAACGCUGUGCUCAAAUGGGUGAAGUACGACGAAGACAAUCGACACUGCAAAAUGGAGCACAUAUUGGGCGCUGUGCGUUGUCAGUUCCUCACACCUAAUUUCCUUAAGGAGCAGAUGAAAAACUGCGACGUUCUGCGAAAGGUUCCUGCUUGUCGCGAGUAUUUGGCCAAGAUCUUCAAGGACUUAACUCUCCACAAAUGCCCGGGUGUGAAGGAACGAACACCUAACACCACUCGCAUGAUAUUUGUGGCCGGUGGCUUCUUCCGACACUCGUUGGACAUUCUGGAGGCUUACAAUGUGGACGACAAGACGUGGACGACCCUGUCUAAUCUGCGUAUUCCAAGAUCCGGCCUGGGUGCCGCAUUUCUCAAGGGCAAGUUCUAUGCGGUUGGAGGAAGAAAUAACAACAUUGGUUCUUCCUACGAUUCGGAUUGGGUUGAUCGGUAUAGUGCGGUUAGCGAGACGUGGCGACCCUGUUCCCCGAUGUCCGUGCCGCGCCAUCGUGUGGGAGUGGCCGUAAUGGACGAGUUAAUGUACGCAGUAGGAGGAUCCGCCGGGACGGAGUACCACAACACAGUGGAAUACUAUGACCCGGAACUCGAUCGCUGGACUCUCGUACAACCGAUGCAGGCCAAGCGUUUGGGUGUGGGUGUGGUGGUGGUAAAUCGUCUGCUCUAUGCCAUUGGUGGAUUCGAUGGAAAUGAGCGAUUGAGCAGUGUUGAAUGCUACCAUCCGGAGAACAACGAAUGGAGUUUUCUGCCACGCUUACAAACGGGUCGGAGUGGAGCGGGUGUGGCUGCAAUAAACCAGUAUAUCUACGUGGUGGGCGGUUUUGAUGGUACCCGGCAACUAGCCACCGUGGAGCGUUAUGAUACCGAAAACGAUACUUGGGACAUGGUGGCGCCAAUCCAAAUCGCUCGUAGUGCUCUCUCGUUGACACCGCUGGACGGUAAACUGUACGCAAUUGGUGGAUUUGAUGGCAAUAACUUCCUGUCGAUCGUUGAGGUCUACGAUCCAAGAACGAACACCUGGACCAAGGGAACGCCUUUGAAAUCAGGAAGAUCUGGUCAUGCGUCGGCCGUUAUUUAUCAGCCCGCAUGUUCCCCUACGUUUAUGGACUACGAAGAUAGCGAUGCACCUCAGACGGAUGGAAAUAACGGCGAGGGAAGGCACGGGAAUCUAUCACAAAAUCCAUGCGGUACGGGAAGUCCACAAUAUCCUGGAACGGCGUCCAAUAUGCAAUUCCAUACUUCAUACGGAAUGAACGGGUGCAAUAAUUGUGACUCUGAAAUAGAUGUGAAGCCAGAAAUUCCUAUAGAACGACAUUCUUUUCAAAUUCCCGCCAUCAGAUCCGAGGAGCUAACCAAUCCUAGCUGCCCGUGGGCGAAAAUGCAGGAACAAUUUCGAAGAACGCCGCCAUUGUCUUUUCAGCAGGAAGAGCCAGGCCCAUUAGAUACGCGACAUAAAUUCGACAAAGCGCGAAGAUCAUGUAUACUUAGCACAGCAGGGAAAGUAUUUUACAAUCACAUCGAAGGUCGUCUGCGAAAACUGACCACUGCAUCAACAUGACAAUACGAAUCCGAGCCUCAUACUUAGCCACAACCAAAAACAUCAUUCAUUGUACAAAGCCUGAUCGUUUUUCCCUAAAAUUCCAUGUUGAGAAGCAGCAUUCCAUUAAAAUAUUGCUAGUGUGUUCGCUAGGUAAUAUAUAUAUUCAAACUGAUUUUAUGGCAUCCAUAACAUUAACUGGCGCUCGUCAGCCCAUUUUAUAAAGAUUGAUUAGGGUAAAUAGUUGAUUAGUGGAAGGAAA